Molecule: messenger RNA, 5572 nt
Organism: Porites lobata
Lineage: Eukaryota; Metazoa; Cnidaria; Anthozoa; Scleractinia; Poritidae
Source: the annotation of a GenBank genome assembly
AUGACUUCGAAAGCUACUCUUGAAAGAACCGUUGGGAUGUCUUGUAAGUUGUUGGUAGAGUUCAUAUGCAUAUUGAUUUUAAAUAUUUUGAUCUCUGCUUCGACUGGACAGUCUUUCAGCUCCUUUGCACCAAAGCGAGCACAAAAUAUCAAAGGAGACUUCAUCAUCGGCGGCUUAUUUCCUGUGUUCUUGAGCGAGAAAAACACGGCAAAAUGCUACGAUAACAACAGACGUUUUCAACAGUUUAAAUCCCUACGCGGAGACAAGUUAAAUUGUUACAGGAUGAACGUGUUUGGCCUGAUGUGGGUGGAAGCGAUGUUAUUCGCAAUUGAAGAAAUAAAUAACAGUACAAUAAUACUCCCGAAUAUAACGCUUGGUUACGAUAUAAGGGACACUGGAAACAAGGUUCAAUUCGCCAUGGAAGCUGCCCUGGCUUUUUCUUCCGGAUUUGAAAAGCCCAACAAAGGAUCCUAUUCAAACAGAACACAGUGCUAUAAUUCGUCAGUCGUCGCUGUAAUUGGUGGAGCGGGCUCGAAAAUAUCAAAGGCUGCGGGUUAUAUCCUGGGUGUAUCUUCAAUUCCACAAAUAAGUUACUCAUCAACAAGUCCCUCCCUUAGCAUCAAGUCGAAUUUUCCCUCCUUUUUAAGGACCAUCCCACCGGACUAUAUGCAAGCACAGGUUAUGGCCGAUUUAGUGACGUUUUACAACUGGAGUUAUGUGUCAACUAUUGCUACCGACGAAGAUUACGGAAGACUAGGGAUCGAGGCAUUUAAAAGAGAAUUAAAGCCGAGAAAUAUUUGCAUAUCUGUUGAUGAGCUUUUUCACCCAGACUACACGCUGUCGGAGACGAAAGCACAAAUCGCGCGCAUAGUCAGCGCACUCAAGGAAGACAAGCUUGCAAAGGUCGUUGUCUUGUUCUGCGAAAUACCAAACGCGUUAGUCUUCUUAGAAGAAGCCGAAAGACAAAACCUAGCAGGAAAAAUUUGGAUUGGAACAGACUCGUGGGGAGAUAAGGAAUCAAUUCUAUCGUUUAAAGACUCAACGGUGAGUGGGAUGUUGGCUGUUGUGCCGACCAAAGGAAACAUUGAAAAAUUUGAAAAGCACAUGGAAACACUGACACCCUUAACAUCUAGGCAUAAUCCUUGGUUUGAGGAUUUUUGGCAGGGGACGUAUGGAUGUGAACAAGAGAAAAGCAAAGAUCGCUGUAAAGAGAAUCCCUCUAUCAAAAACCACACGGAAUUGAACCAACAGAAUUGUACGUCGUAUGACGUCAUCUGUCAUGGUUUCUCAGGUGAUGGGCUUCCAAACGCAGCUAGUUUGCAGAUGAGUAAGGCUGCAAACGUUAUGGAUGCAGUUUAUACUGUAGCCUUAGCACUUAAUGACAUCAUAAAGUGUAAAAAAGGAAGAGGCCUUUUGCCAAAUGACGAAUGUCCAAAAGUGAUGAAAAACCAGAAAAACGGUGUCGACCCGUCAGAUGUUUUAACAUAUAUCAAGAACUUAUCGUUCACCGGUAAACUUGGUUUUCCAAUCAUGUUCGACAAGUAUGGAGACAUCAAAGGUUUGAAAAAUAAAUUAUUUCAUUUAUUUACAUGUAUUGUUAACCUUUAAGUCCCAAGAGUGACCAACAUCAAUUUCCUCCCAACAAUACCAAAACAUAAUUAAAAGAAAAGUUUAUGAGAAUAAAUAAAGUGAUCAUCUCAGGCAAAAUGCCUUGAUCUUUGAACACAUUCCCUCAACUAAUUCUGUAAGGAAAUGUUUGGGGAUUAGUUUGGAGAAUUUGUAUUUGGAUACUGGGGCUUAAAAAGUUAAGACGUGUUCACGUAAGGGGUAUAGUUACACACUGAUUCAUGUUUUACAUGCAGCUUUUACAUAAAAAAAUUUAUCAUUUUUUACCCUGAAAUCAAUAAACUGAUAAGAACAUAAAAAAGAACGGUGAUAAUGUUUAAAAUUGUGUCUACACAUUAUACAGUGCAACCUCGAUAUAACGAAGGGCAAAGGGACUGGCAAAAUUUGUUCUCUAUAACGAGGUUUCGUUAUAUUGAGGUUCUUUUUCAUAUAUUUUACCAUUGCUGAGUUAACUAGUUCGUUUUAUCGAGGACUUCGUUAUGCGAGAGGUUCGUUAUAUCAAGGUUCCACUGUACUCAGUCUUCGAAAACUAAUUAUGUACCACACUUGGUUUCACUGGGUGCACAGUUUCUAAAAGCAAGGCGUUAUUACCGAAAUAUUUUACAUGUGAACCAAGUCAAGAAGUUACAAACUUUAUUUUCUUUUAAAACAAACGUCAACUUCGGUGGUAAAUUCGUUUAACACCAGACAGCUGAACAAAUCCGAUUGUUAUUCACAUUUUUUGUGUUUAUUUAUUAGCAUUUUAAAUUUUAUUCAGAAUUACAGUUCUGUAUCAAUGUUGCAAAUUUCGUUUUCGUAAUAAAUUAGCGUUUAUUGAUAAUUCGACCUUCAAUCACCUUGACUUUACAUUAAACUUUCAAGGUCAUUAUCAAGGAGAUUAUAUCAGGAUGAAAUAUAAUAGGUGGUUUUCAAGUUACGUCAUCGCCGCCAUGCUGGUGGACGGUAAACAAAAGAUCGCUCAUUAGCUUGCUUUGUUUGUCCACCAGCAUUUGUUCAUUUCACCAUUGUUAUUUGUGUCUCCCGAGACUGCAUGAAAACCACCUAUACGGGCGGCAAUCACCUGUCAACUUGCGGGUUGCCAUCUUAAUUCACAAUAUGCAAUCUUCUAAUAUUGAAUUUACUAUAGCAGGUAAUUUUGCAGUAGAACUGUUGUUGCGUUGCACCAGUCUAGCCUGAAUUUCAUCCCAUUACUUCGAGUCGUUAUUACUCCCUCAGUAACGUCUGAAUCGACCGGUCGUUUAAUGCCGUCCAGUGACGUCACUAUUCCUUGCUUCAACUCAUGCAAAAAGUUAAACACGAUUUUGACGUGGCAAACCAAGAAAUAUCGUUUGGAAAUGUCUGCAUCAUACAGAAUGGCUUUAAUUUUUUAGAUCGUAAUUCAUGUUAACGUUCAAACUACCAACUGCAUGCAGUACUCUGAACCGGUUAUAAUUCCAUAAUCAAAUUCGGUCGCAAUCACACAAUGAAAUAAAUACACACACGGAACACUUAGUUCAAAAAACACAACGAUUUGCUUUAAUUGAAAAGAAGCUAUUUGGUCCUUAACGAAGAAAAAAGAAAACAAUGAAACAAGAAAGAAAAGCUAACAGAAUCAUUGCACUAGACGGGGAAAAUAGCUAGAAGGUCGAAUUACAACAUUGGUCUCGGAAACUUCGCAUACACAAAAUCACUGCCGAAACCACAAAGCGGCUCUAAAUGAAAAACCUACCAACUCUAAGCAAUGAUUCUUUAUUCGCAGUUCAAUUUAGCAUUUCAGUUUUGAAGACGAGGGCAAUUUUGCUGUCUGCAAUAAAGAUUAUCGAAAUGUUUGAACACCACGCAAGCAAGGGAUGUGAUCCGCUGAAUAUCAAGCGACAAUCGCGCUAAAUUUUCUCAUAAUUAUGCAUAAUUGUGCGAAGUUUAGACAAUCAACCAAUCAAAAUCACUACCCGGUUUUCGGGUAGUGAUGACGUCACUAGACGGCAUUAACGGCCGGUCGAUUCAGACGUUGCUGAGGGGAGAAAACGACUCGAAGCAAUCGGAUGAAAUUCAGGCUAGCACCAGUCAAGCUUAGGCUUUUUAUAUUAAUUGAAAAAUUUUCUCCUCCAUCUAGCCUUUUUGUGAGAAGAGCAACGGUAGAUGGUUGUGGGUUGGAUUCCCAGCGUAGUAAAAUAUUUGUUCGCCUCUCAUGGUUUCCCAAUUCCCUUUGCUGAGGACGGAAGCCUAUAUAUCCACCAGUGUUAACCUCCCCUUCAGGUGAUAGUUUUAUAUUAGUGAGCUUAAGCAACGAGGACGGAGACGGCAACGAGAACGGCAAAAAAACGAUAGGUUUAGAUCAGCAAAACAACAAUUUUGCACGUGCAUCACGCUUUUUUGUACAUUUCUUUGCCGUCACUGCACAACUACGACGUUAAACUUCCUAAUUUUACGUUUUAUGGAGGACGUGAACACAAGACAACGAUUUGCGUUUUCUUUUUGCGAACUUAUAGACAGUCCUUUAGAAUGCAACUUUCUAAAAAAUCGCCAACAAUUGACAAAUUAAAGGAAUUGGAAUAAGAGCGAUGAAGAUUGAAACAGCGCGAAUUCACUUUUUGGUUGACGUUUUUGCUGGCGUUGCCGUCGUCGUUGCUUAAGCUCCCCAUUAUUCAGGGCAAAAACAUCAACUGCCCAUCGAUGUUUGACGCUAUUGUUUUUGCUACUUGCUAUAGGUAACUUCUUGGUAAAAAGCUUACAGCCUGACCCUGAUCACGUGCAUGGCAAGAAAUUCAUUACGUUAGGGACCUGGAAUUGGGCCAGGCGCCAGCUCCAUUUCCACAACGGUACCAACAUAUCAUGGAAUGGCUGGAAUCCGAAGGUUCCUUUCUCGCGGUGCAGUUCAUCGUGUGCACCUGGGUUCUACAAAGUUCAGGGUGAUUUGAAAUGCUGUUGGAAGUGUGUUCAAUGUCCGUCUGGAUCAAUCACAAACACCACUGGCCAAUCAGCAUGCUUUGUGUGUCAAGUGGGAUACACCUCAAAUGAGAACCACACGCAGUGUUUAAAGCUCCCAGAUGUUUAUCUGGAGUGGGGGUCGGUAGCCGGAAGUGUUAUUUUAGCCUUAUCGGGUUUUGGUUUCUUGAGCUCAGUUUUCGCGCUCGGUGCCUUCUACAAAUAUCGAAACAGUGCGGUUGUGAAAGCUUCGACACGCGAAUACUCACUGUUGCUUUUAUCAAUAAUAUCUUGCAUGUUUCUUCUACCUCUGCUCUAUAUAGGCCGACCCUCUAACACUAUCUGCACGACGCAGCCUUUUUGUUUUGGAUUAGUAAUUACGUUAUGGACUUCCCUCAUGUUGACAAAAACAUUACGCCUUCUGCUGAUUUUCAAAAAAAGGCUUCUACCAGGGAAGGUUGGUUUUUAUGGCAUUCAUAUGCAACUCUUAAUAUCGCUUGCUUUAACAGUAACUGUCUUGGCUGCAAUCUUUCCAUGGUUGUUGAAAUUCCCUCCAAAAGUAACACCGCACUACUUCGAGUCUCAAGUCAGCAUUGACUGCGGCGACAAGGCGGACACUUUACUCACAAUCAUAUUGGGAUAUUCCGCUGUACUAGCAAUACCGUCGACGUAUCUGGCUUAUAGAGCUCGUAAACUGCCUGAGAACUUCAACGAAACUCGACUUAUUGGGUUUACAUUAUUCACUGUGUGUGUCAUCUGGAUAAUAGUUGUUCCAUCGUAUCAUGACAGUGAUGUGGAAAACAGGCGCAUAAUUCUAUGCUGUGCUCUCAUAACUACGGGUUUUACCAUCCUCGUUUGCAUGUUUUCCACUCGUCUAAGAAUUAUUUUAUUUCAACCCGAGAAAAACAAGACUGAACUGGUGCGAGCCAGUAUGUUUGAUUACACAAUGCGCAUGCGCAAUGGAUCGACCGCUGCUAAGCAACUUCGGAAAAUGUCCGUAGUCACCGUUGGUACUUUUUCUGUGCCAGCCAAAGACUGUUAA